Cannabis sativa is the source of this 776-nucleotide messenger RNA. RefSeq lists its product as uncharacterized. The transcript is spliced from 2 exons. Gene Ontology annotation, molecular function: N-acetyltransferase activity. The coding region runs from base 103 to 615 and encodes 170 amino acids. Gene Ontology annotation, biological process: mitotic sister chromatid cohesion. Lineage: Eukaryota; Viridiplantae; Streptophyta; Magnoliopsida; Rosales; Cannabaceae. The record is from RefSeq and is a predicted model, not a curated record. Gene Ontology annotation, cellular component: cytoplasm; NatA complex.
UAGAAAGGAAGGAAAAAUCGACCCCUUUCUCUCUCUCAUGUUCUGCAAAACCCUCAAAGACACACUCUGCUACUUCUCUCUCUCUCUCCCCAGAAAUCGGCCAUGGGAGCUGGGCGCGAGCUCCAAAUCUCGUUGGAUGGAUUAAGGCAAAAGAAUCUUAUGCAGCUAAAGAAGCUCAACACUGCUCUUUUUCCCGUUCGCUACAACGACAAGUACUACGUCGAUGCUCUCUCUUCCGGCGAAUUCACCAAGCUAGCAUAUUACAGCGACAUAUGUGCCGGUUCUAUCGCCUGCCGGCUCGAGAUUGAGAAGAAAGAGAGCGGUGGUGCUCCUGCCGCUGCCGUUUACAUAAUGACUUUAGGUGUUUUAGCACCCUAUCGAGGAAUAGGAAUCGGUUCAAAACUCCUAAACCAUGUUCUUGAUCUCAGCUCAAACCAAAACAUUUCUAAAGUUUAUUUACAUGUGCAGACAAAUAACGAAGACGCCAUAAAUUUCUACAAGAAAUUCGGGUUCGAAAUCACUGAAACUAUUCACAACUACUAUACCAACAUCACACCACCAGAUUGCUAUGUUCUUACCAAACAUAUCGGUACCCAAACUCAACCCAAGAACUAAUUUUAAGUCCCUUUUUUUUGUUGUUUGGGCAAUUUUUAUCUGAUGGUGUCAUUUCUUUUAUACAAACAUUUUGAGGGUAAGGUAUUAUUAUUAUUAUUAUUAUUAUUAUUAUUAUUAUUAUUAUUAUUAUUAUUAAUUAAGAAGUUAAUUUUUGACUGACU